Molecule: messenger RNA, 3206 nt
Organism: Salvelinus sp. IW2-2015
Lineage: Eukaryota; Metazoa; Chordata; Actinopteri; Salmoniformes; Salmonidae
Product: SH3 domain-binding protein 5-like
Biological process (GO): negative regulation of protein tyrosine kinase activity; intracellular signal transduction
Cellular component (GO): cytoplasm
Molecular function (GO): protein kinase inhibitor activity
Source: RefSeq, a predicted model, not a curated record
UGCRCCUGAACAAGGCUGUCAACCCACUGUUCCUAGGCCGUCAUUGUAGAUAAGCAUUUGUUCUUAACUGACUUGCCUAGUUAAAUAAAUUUAAGAAAGAACACUUWUUUUUWUUUWWUUUUUUAACAAGCAUUCAAACAUAAGUUGGAUGUAUUUCAUUGCAGAGGAAAGAGCCAUGCAUAUAAAUGUGGGGAUUUAACAUGCAGGGCUGAUACUAUGAAAUGCAUUUAAUGUUCUCAAUGUUUUUUWGUUUUUUUAAAUARUGUGUAAUUUGAUUAAAUCAAACAUCCAAUGGAACCAUUUGAAAAUUUGUCACGGAUUAUACAUUUCACACCUCCAGCUAGGGCUGCCAACACAGCAGGGAAAAAAUGGGGCGGGGAGGGGGACACCAAGCCUCAAAUUGACAUGUCAUGACAAGGCAGAAGGACCGGUUUGUCUAAAGCAACAGUAUUUGACUGGUUCACGCUGCACCACAGAUAAUAUGAUGACGUUAUCCGGCGUAAAUGGAGCAACAGCUUGAGCUAGCUAGCUGUAUGUACCUGCAAAUUCAGCGAACUAGCAGCUAGCUAACCUUAGCUAGUUAGCCUGCCAAGGAAAGCAAUGGCUUGAUUACAGCAUUUAGCUAGCAAAUAACAGAUAUCUAGCUGCUAGUUUAGAUAGGAAUAGGUGCUGAUUGCAAACGUGGAUUUCCAACAUGUGGUGCACAUAGCACGUAUUUMAACAUUUAUACGACUUUUAUGCAUUUACAUUUAAUCUUUUGUCGAGCAAARCCCCAAACACAGCGGGCCACAAAUGGAACCAGGGAGUUCGCGUGAAAGUCCAUCCGGCUCUGGGGGUCCCGAAGUGGCGGGCCUACGUGAGGAGACCCCRGGCGAAGAGGCUGAGGAUGGGGACAACUGCAUCCUGAAAGGAGGAGGAGAUGGAGGCAACGAAAACACUCUGGACAAGAUGAAAACAGAACGUAAGGAUGACGCUGUUACUGGGAAAAAUAUUGAGGAUGCCGAUGAAGGCAAAUAUGAAGAGGAAUUGGACCCUAGAAUUCAGGAGGAGCUAGAGCACCUGAAUCAGGCCAGUGAUGAGAUCAACAAGCUGGAACUGCAACUGGAUGAUGCUAGGUCCAGCUACAGGAGGAUCCUCACUGACUCAGCCAGGAAGCUCAAUGCUCAGGGCUCCCAGCUAGGCACCUGCAUCGAGAAGGCCAGGCCCUACUACGAAGCCCGCAGACUAACCAAAGAGGCCCAGCAGGAGACGCAGAAGGCAGCGUUGCGGUACGAGAGAGCCGUCUCCAUGCAUACGGCUGCCAGAGAGAUGGUGUACGUGGCAGAGCAGGGGCUCCUGGCAGACAGGAACACUCUGGACCCCACCUGGCAGGAGAUGCUCAACCACGCCACCUCCAAGGUGAACGAGGCAGAGGAGGAGCGGCUGCGGAGCGAGAGGGAGCACCAGCGGGUCACUCAGCUGUGCCAGGAGGCAGAGCAACGUGUCCAGACGCUCCAGAAAUCCCUGAAGAGGGUCAUCGUCAAGUCAAAACCUUACUUUGAGCUCAAGGCUCAGUUCAACCACAUACUAGAGGAGCACAAGGCGAAUGUGGUGCAGCUGGAAGAACGUGUCGCAAAGGUGAAGAUGCGCUACUCCGUCGCCCUGCGCAACCUGGAGCAAAUCAGCGAGCAGAUCCAUGCUCAGAGGGGGCGUGUCCAAGCCACCAGGGCCCACCCCGUAGCCUGCGGUGGGCGGAGCUCCCCGGUGGGGGCGGAGGCUGAGGUCAAAGCUGCGGUCGGGGUUCAGGUUGGAGGAGCCUGUGGCGGAGGAGGAGGCUUGGAUGAGAAGGACUGGGCUGAUGGAGAGAAGACCAGGCAGUGGGUGGAGAGACACAGAGAGCAGGGCUGGGGUCACAGGGAGAGAAACAGAGAGCAGGGCUGGGGUCACAGGGAGAGGGGGGAGGCAGGGUCAGACUCCAUGUCUGACAUUAGCCUCCAGACCAUCGCCUCAGACCUGGGGAAGUGUGACUCGGUGGGGCACCUGGGGGAUCUGAGUGACGUGAGCAGCCUGAUGGGAGAGGACUGGGAGAGGGAGAGGUCCUUGAUAGCUGAGAACAGAGACGGGAACCCCAGGGCAGAGGAGAGAGUUGUGAGGGACGUUGUCAUCCCCACUCCAAGGCAGGAUAGAUUGGAGGAGGUGAGGGGGGCGAUAGGGAGAGAGAGACAGGAGAGCUUUGUCAAGCAGCACCACAGAAGUGUGAGUUUGUGAGUCCAGAAGAAUAGAAUGGACCGGUGAGUGAUGAUGAGGGAUCAAAUAAAGGAAUGAAAUCAGAAGGUCAAGAUCAAAGAAAAGACAUGGAGAUUGUAGAAGUUCUUUGUGGUAUUGACACUGAGACUGAGUCCCAAAUGGCUCCCUAUAUAGUGCACUACAUUUGACCAGAGCCCCCAUAGUUAAUAGGGUGUCAUUUGUGACACUGCCUGCAUCCUUGUGACACUGCCUGCAUCCUUGUGACACUGCCUGCAUCCUUGUGACCCUGCCUGCAUCCUUGUGACACUGCCUGCAUCCUUGUGACCCUGCCUGCAUCCUUGUGACACUGCCUGCAUCCUUGUGACCCUGCCUGCAUCCAUGUGACACAGCCUGCAUCCAUGUGACCCUGCCUGCAUCCUUGUGACACUGCAGAGGGGAGUAGCAGGGAGGAGGGUGGCUGGUGCAUCAUGAAUAACAAUGUGAGACAGACUGUGUGUGCGCGUGAGAGAGAGAGAGAAGAAGAAGUGUUAGGUGAUUCACUAGGUCCCUGUGGGAAUUGUAGUUCUCUCACUCUGAUCUGUCUAUUGUUCAACACAGUAACGAUAUCGGUGACCUGAGAAUGCCAACGCAUGACAAAUCCACUGAGGCCAAGCUAGUCUAAACACAGUGCUGAAUGUAGAUGCAGAGACAACAUAACUUAGGGCAUACACUUACUCUACUGACCGUUUCACAUGCGGGAGAAAUUUACGCAGCAAAGCUUAUUUUAUCAAUGCUAUUUUUAUAUUGACUUUAGUCCCUGAAUUAAUGCCCUUUUCCAAAUUGAUUGAAUUACCACAUAAUUGUUUUUUUUAGCUCGUCCUUGGGAUUAACACAAGGCGUUAAUGCAAGCGAUACUGCUCUCUCUCCCUCUUGAGUAGAAAUACAAAAAAGGAAUAUGAUUAUCAUAUUUUAAACACCUUCGGAUAAGAAGUUAAUAAAAA